UGCCAAGUGGCCGCGGAGGAGGCAGGAGACAGCGCUCCGCUUCCUUUGUGUCUCCCCCCGGGCUUCAGCCCAGGCUCCCCCUCAGCCUCCUGCACUGCACUGCACAGCACUGCACCGCACAGCACUUACUGACAAAUCAAUGGAAAUGGAUUACAAAAAGUACAGUGAGUGUUUUUGGACCAGUGGUACAGAGAAAGGCGACAUCGAAGCAGUUGAAGCACUCAUGUCAAUGAGCUGUAGUUGGAAAACAAAUGUCAAAAACUACACUGAUCUUAGGCCAUUGACCCCGGUAUCUGAUGGGUCUGAGGAAACUGAAGAUGGUGUACCCAGCUCUCCUGACUUCCAUACUUUACCACAGUUUUGUCUGACGCCACCAUACAGCCCUCCGAACUUUGAGGUGUCUCAAGUGGUUCAUCCUCUGAUGAGAGCCCUGGUGCCCCAGACUUCAAUGUCCAAAGUGGAGCUUCAUUCAACCAAACAAGCUAACAUGGUCCCAGAUGUAUCGCCAGUAUCCAAAGAGGUCAGUCCACUGCAGUACAUGAAGACAGGAAACAGCAGAGCAAGACAAAGAUCUCAAGCCACAAGUGUGAUUCGCCACACCGCAGAUGCACUACCAUGCACGAGUGGCUCCUGCCUAGUUAACAUGAGUACUACAUCCACUGAGCAGGAAAUGAUGUACAGGACCAAUCCAGGGAGUAGGAAUGAACAGAAAAGCAGAGAAACUGUGAGCACCAAAAUGAACUCUCUAUCAAGUGAUGCGUUUUUUCCAGUCAAAUUGGCUGAAAAUAAAAUAUCAAAAGCAGACAAACCCAAUCAGUGCCCAGUAACGACUAUUCAUUCCCUGUCAUUCUUCAAACAAUCUGCUUUACCAAAUUCCCAGCUUCCUGCAGCUGCUCCGAGCCAGUUGGCUUCAGUGUUGGUGCCGUCUCAGAAAGUCUCAUCUCUUGCUGUUCCACCAGCAUCUAUCAUCUGCCAAAUGGUACCCUUUGCCACAAAUGGCUCUAUUACGACUGCUGUAAUUCCUCACACUGCACCCAGGAAGCAGUCAGCUCUGAAACCGCCUGUCGUGUUCAUGGGGACCCCACUUUCAAAGACUGCGGUGAUGUUUGUUGUGCCUCAGCCCACUCCCCAGAACAUCAAACCACGGCUCACCAGCCUGGGUGGUACCCGUCUCUCUCUUAUUGCUCCUGCCCCUGGCUUCAUGCCAGCAGUCCAGCUCAUUCCCCAAGCUGAUGCAUCUCGAGAUCGAAGCCAUAUAUGUGCUCACCCAGGUUGUGGGAAGACGUACUUCAAAAGCUCUCACCUGAAGGCCCACAUGAGGACUCACACAGGUGAGAAGCCCUUCAGGUGUAGUUGGGCAAGCUGUGAUCGAAGGUUUGCACGUUCUGACGAAUUAUCCCGACACCGCAGGACCCACACUGGAGAAAAGAAAUUUGCGUGUCCAAUGUGUGAGCGGCGGUUUAUGAGGAGCGACCAUCUCACUAAGCAUGCACGGCGCCACCUGUCCUCCAAGAGGUUCCCAAACUGGCAGCUGGAAGUGAGGAAGCUCAAUAAUGCCAUCAUUUCCCCAGCGCCUGCUCCAUAAACCAUGCAAUCUCUGACUCUUCAAGCACUUCUGUCUGUAUAAAAGGGCUGUUAGAUUUUGAACCACUGAACUGCAUAGGGAGUGCAGAAACAAGAUGUUUUUAUAUGUCGUGUGAAAAUUUUUGAAAGCACAACGUGAGGUGAACAUGGAAUACUGGAGCAACAGUGAUUUUUGCACUUCGGACAAUGCUGAUGGCCUUACCCAAUGACUUAUACAGAAAUAUUAGGAUGUAAAUAAUGCUACAUUUUUUAAGUUUAUAAAUGUUACCAGUGUAUAUGUGGAAAGAGUUUGUAAUUAUUUGUGGGCUAUUUAUUGGUUUCAUACAAUCACUGCAAAUUGUUUAAAAUAUACUUUUUGUUAUUGAAUUUAUUGCUUUUCUUCUGGGCCCUGUAGCUGUUUGCUCUAUCUUUUAGCAAUAUUGUUUUUUUGUUUGUUUUCUUGGUGUCCCAACCAUUUUGCAGGUUUUCACGGAAAUCUGCACAGUUGUAGCAUUUAUCCCCUAUAUUACAUACUAUUGAGUUUAGUCCUGGCUUCAUUGUGCAUUAUUAUCUUAGUUCACCAUAGCAGUAUUUGGAAUAGAAAGUAAUUUAACCCUUAAAUUACAGUUUAAUCCAUUUGCUGCAUUACCAACCAAACAUUUCCUUUCAGCAAGCAGGGUGGGUGUGAAAGAAUUAAUACCCGCUGCUUUCACAAGUCUUACAAUAAUGGAGCAUCAUUAGGUGAAUCAACAACUUACUUGGAUUUUGCACAAUGUUUUGUUUCAUUGAUAAACUUUGUUUACAUGUUCAAUAAAUUGAGACAAUAAAUUGUCUAUUGC
This is a messenger RNA of Callorhinchus milii (elephant shark), 2402 nucleotides long. Its product is annotated as Krueppel-like factor 10. The record is from RefSeq and is a predicted model, not a curated record. NCBI's taxonomy places the organism in Eukaryota, Metazoa, Chordata, Chondrichthyes, Chimaeriformes, Callorhinchidae. The transcript is spliced from 4 exons. The coding region runs from base 140 to 1585 and encodes 481 amino acids. Gene Ontology annotation, molecular function: RNA polymerase II cis-regulatory region sequence-specific DNA binding; DNA-binding transcription factor activity, RNA polymerase II-specific. Gene Ontology annotation, biological process: regulation of transcription by RNA polymerase II.